AUAAGGCCACAACCCACUCCAUCGCCAGUUCUGUGGUCAUCAUUGAUUCCAUCGCGUUCGCCGUCACGAUCACCGUCAUUGUCUGUGUCGCAGACGCCGUCGCAGUCGAUGCCUCAGUUUUUGUCUCUGUCGAUGUCUCAGUCACCUUUUUCACAGUCACCUCAGUCACAGUCUCAGUUUCCUUCGUUGCGGUCACCUCUUCACUUGCUUUCGUCCGCGCUCUCGCCAUCGCAGUCAUUAUUGCCAUCGACAUCAUCAUCGGCGUUGCAGUCAACAAGGAUUCAAAAGCUGGCGGCGGAAUAUGUUUCUAAACUUAGCAGAAUGAAUAUCACCAACGCCAGUUCCUUACAGGAAGCCAUAGCGGUUUUGGAAAUAUUCAUCACAGGUAUUAAAAAAAUCACAAAAGCUCGUAACCGCGCCCCUAUAACAGAUGAGAUUGAGACAAGAAGAGGAUCCACUUUUAAAGUGGCUAUCGCCUUUGAAGAAUUUGCUCUUAAAUACAGCAAGCUCCACCUGACUGGAACAAGGUCCUCACAAGUGAUCGACAGCCAGACAAUGGUGCUGGGUAUUCAUAAAGCCUACCACCAAAAUGCAAGUGACUUCUACUUUGAGGAUGAAGAAUCGCAAGGAAACAUAAAUGUUUCGUCUGCAAAUUUUGCGAAAUCCGUUUCACUGGUUGUUGGGAUUGUGUAUAAGGAUCUCCACGAACUACUGGACACAAAUCAAACCAUCAGAAAUGAAGCAGGCGAAGCCACAAGGUAUUUGAACUCCAGGAUAAUGGCCGUGGCUAUGGAUCCAAAACCAAACAAACUGGAAGCGAAUGUCAUGUUAAAGUUCAGAAACCUGAAGGUUGAUGAAAGAGAAAAGACAUGUGUAUUUUGGAGGGGCUUUAGCAAAAGCUCAGAAGAAUUUUCAGGGAGAGGAUGCCAUGUGGUUGCAUCGCAAAGCAACACAGAAGAAAAAGUUUGCAGCUGCAAUCAUUUGACUCAUUUUGCUGUCUUACUUGACUACAACGGCAGCUCAGGGCUCACUGAGGAAGACGAAACUGUUCUGGAGUUUAUCACCUACGUGGGAUUAAGCCUGUCAAUCAUAGGAAUAAUUUUGACAGUUAUUCUAUAUUCCUUCCUUACAGAUGUUCACCAGCCUCUGUCACAAAUACGAUUGAGUCUUUCUGUUGCCCUCGGAGCUGGACAAUUUAUUUUUCUCGUCGGGAUAAACGCCACAAAAAACAAGGCCUCUUGUAUUACAGCUGCAGCUUUCAUGCAAUAUUUCCUGAUGGCUUCGUUCUGUUGGAUGCUGGUGGAGGGAUUUUACCUCUACCUCUUUGUGGUGAAAGUUUACAAUAUCACCGAAAAGAUGCACAUGUAUCACGUCAUGUCAUGGGGUUUACCCAUCGUCAUGGUCGGUAUUUCAUUGUGCAUCGCUGCUGGGAAAGAUGGAAUAGAAAGCUUCACUAGUGAUAAAUAUUGCUGGCUAUCCUACACAAACAACCUCAUCUGGAUAUUCGCCGCAUUUAUGGCUUUUGUUGAAGUGCUCAACAUUUUGAUUCUCGUCCGAGUCAUAAAAGAGAUGACCACGCUAGUGCAGCCUAUGGGGGAAGACACUCAUAUCAAGCAGAUACGACUUGGCUUUAAAACAUGCGCGGUGAUGAUUCCACUGAUGGGUAUAACGUGGCUAUUCGGUCUUUUGUCGUCAUUACACAAAGCUUUCGCCUACAUUUUCACCAUCUUUAACUCAACUCAGGGAUUCCUGAUUUUUUUCUUCCAUUGUGUGCGAAACAGCCAGAUUAAAGAGCGAUUGAAAAGGAGGAUGAACGCAAUUUUUCCAUCUUCCGAAGUUGGAAACUCUGCAAGGAAGAGCUCACGAGUUAACGCAAGUGAUGCCGGGAAAAUACGGGCAGUCGAAAUGCAGUCUUUCGAUACAUAA
Messenger RNA from Pocillopora verrucosa, 1926 nucleotides. The record is from RefSeq and is a predicted model, not a curated record. NCBI's taxonomy places the organism in Eukaryota, Metazoa, Cnidaria, Anthozoa, Scleractinia, Pocilloporidae.